Messenger RNA from Trematosphaeria pertusa, 1971 nucleotides. RefSeq lists its product as uncharacterized. Gene Ontology annotation, molecular function: protein binding; lipid binding. The coding region runs from base 331 to 1794 and encodes 487 amino acids. The record is from RefSeq and is a predicted model, not a curated record. Gene Ontology annotation, cellular component: mating projection tip; Rvs161p-Rvs167p complex; medial cortex. NCBI's taxonomy places the organism in Eukaryota, Fungi, Ascomycota, Dothideomycetes, Pleosporales, Trematosphaeriaceae. The transcript has 3 exons. Gene Ontology annotation, biological process: endocytosis; plasma membrane tubulation; actin cortical patch localization.
CAUUGCACAGCCCGCCACCGAAUAAUGUCGCGCCGAAGGAUGCGACUUGAGCCUCGUGCAGCCGCAGCAGUUCCACUCAGCCCCGGGUGAGCAGCACAACAGAGCGAUGAAACGCGGGGCCUUGCUGCCUGCUACUGCGCCCCCAUGCCCGCCGUUUGCUCACGAGCUUUCACCAUCGCCGCCGUUGGCCGUUAGACGCGGACUCCGUGCGCCUUGUCACCGCGCCAGCUAGCCUCGCUGCUCCUUUACAUUUAGACUACCUAGGAACACCUCUCUCCACCUGCUAUCACCUCACGUCGCCCGCAAUUGCAGCCAGCCGCCGCCGCCGCCAUGCAGCGCAUGCAGCGGACCUUUGGGCGCUUCCUGCCCCGGACGCCCAACGAAGCCGACAUUGAGGGCAUGCUGCGCGACUUCAAUGAUUCCGACCAGAUGCUGGAAAGGAUCGAAGAGGCCGCAAAGCAAUGGCGCGACGCGUGGACCAACAUCCUCAACCACCAGCUCGCUUCCAUCGAGCACAUGCACAGCCUAUACAAACCAUUAGGCGCAAAGGGGGGAGAAUUCGGCUCCCGCGACCAUGCGGACACCCCACCGGCGACCUUGGAGCGCUGCGUUAAGCUGCAGGAAGCCUUUGCGGAGCUCAAGACGGACAUGAUGGAGGAAGUCAAGGAUAUUGAGAAGAAGCUCAUCAUACCGGCCAAGUUAGCCAGGGACUCGCUCAAGCCUAUGAAGAAGGCAAUCAAGAAGCGCGAGGACAAAAAGGUGGACUACGAGCGAUACAAGGGCCGCGCCGAAACCCUCCAGAAGAAGAAGACACGCUCCGAUCGCGACAACAUUGCCUUGAACAAGCACGAGGCCGAUCUCGCCAAGGCCACCCACGAGUACCAGUACGCAGACGAGGCCCUUCGCACCCAAUUGCCUAGACUCAAUGCCGCCACCUUCUCGCUCCUCCCCCACCUACUCGCGAACCAGAUCGUACUUCAGAACAACUUGAUUGGAAAUCUCUACACAGUUCUGAACCAGUACUCUCACGAGCAGGGAUACCCUGACCCGCCUCCUGAGCCUGACGAAGUCAUACCUAUCUGGGAUGCUGCGUUUACUCCACUGCGAAAGGAGAUUGAAAAUAGUCUUGAGAUGUUGAGGACUGGCAAGGCGAUUCAUAACCCUAUGAGGCUGCCCGACAAGGGAGAGACGGUGACCGGGCUGGGAAUCAGGAACAAGGUCAUGCCCGGCAGGAGAGUCAGCAGCAACGAAUCCGUCAACACUCUGCCGGUGAGGACACCAAGACCUGGUUACAAUCUGCCACCGCAUGCAGAGAAUGGUCAGCCGCCCGUUAACUUGGCAAGCAAGCCUUCAAACGGCUCUCUCAAUACUUUAACGCCGAGGAUCGGCUCCCACUCACCCGGCUUGAGCCCUUCCUUGGAGCCCCUAGGCCGGCGUACUUCGGCUGCGUCGUACGCUUCGUCCAACACGACUGGCACGAAUGGUCACGAUGACUACUUCGGUAGGCCACGCAUCGCUUCAACGACUUCAUCGAGCUCCGCGGGAGCAGCCAUGUCUCCGAAUCUAGCAGCGAAGAAGAAGCCACCACCACCCCCACCCCCAAAGAAGAUUGGAUCGUUCCACGGAGAGUAUGUCACAGCCAUGUACGACUUUGACGCCCACAGCGAGGGUGACCUUAGCUUCCGGGAGGGAGACCGCAUCCGGGUGGUGAAGAAGACAAAUAGCUCGCAAGACUGGUGGGAAGGCGAGUUGCGAGGCCAGAGAGGCAGUUUCCCGGCAAACUACGUCAAGUAAUUGCUGGCAUCGUUGCGGCAUUUGGAGGAUUGGCAAGCUUCGGCGCAUAGUGGGCAUGGCAUGGUUUCUGCAUCGGAUAGCCCAAAAUGCGAUUGGUAAUGGUGGUAUUAGAGGAGGAAAACCGGAUGGAGUCACGGUCGUAUCUUCGUAUAAAUUACCAUCCAAGUUUCUCCCUCA